This is a messenger RNA of Jaculus jaculus (lesser Egyptian jerboa), 1851 nucleotides long. RefSeq names its product homeodomain interacting protein kinase 4 (gene Hipk4). Gene Ontology annotation, biological process: peptidyl-serine phosphorylation; peptidyl-threonine phosphorylation. The record is from RefSeq and is a predicted model, not a curated record. Gene Ontology annotation, cellular component: cytoplasm; nucleus. Lineage: Eukaryota; Metazoa; Chordata; Mammalia; Rodentia; Dipodidae. Gene Ontology annotation, molecular function: ATP binding; protein tyrosine kinase activity; protein serine/threonine kinase activity. The transcript is spliced from 4 exons. Bases 1 to 1851 code for a protein of 616 amino acids.
AUGGCCACCAUCCAAUCGGAGACUGACUGUUAUGACAUCAUUGAAGUGAUGGGCAAAGGCACCUUUGGGGAGGUGGCCAAGGGCUGGCGAUGGAGCACGGGGGAGAUGGUGGCCAUCAAGAUCCUGUCGAACGACGCCUACCGCAGCCGCAUCAUCAAGAACGAGCUGAAGCUGCUGCGCUGUUUGCGGGGCCUGGACCCCGACGAGGCCCACGUCAUCCGCUUCCUCGAGUUCUUCCACGACGCCCUCAAGUUCUACCUGGUCUUUGAGCUGCUGGAGCAAAACCUCUUUGAGUUCCAGAAGGAGAACAACUUUGCGCCCCUGCCCGCCCGCCACAUCCGCACGGUCACGCUGCAGGUCCUGAGGGCCCUGGCCCGGCUCAAGGAGCUGGCCAUCAUCCACGCCGACCUCAAGCCCGAGAACAUCAUGCUGGUGGACCAGACCCGCUGCCCCUUCAGGGUCAAGGUGAUCGACUUUGGCUCGGCCAGCAUUUUCAACGAGGUGCGCUACGUGAAGGAGCCUUACAUCCAGUCCCGCUUCUACCGGGCCCCCGAGAUUCUGUUGGGGCUGCCCUUCUGUGAGAAGGUGGACGUGUGGUCUCUGGGCUGCGUCAUGGCGGAGCUGCACUUGGGCUGGCCCCUCUACCCGGGCAACAACGAGUACGACCAGGUGCGUUACAUCUGCGAGACCCAGGGCCUGCCCAAGCCCCACCUGCUGAACGCUGCCUGCAAGGCCCACCGCUUCUUCAAGCGCAGCUCCCGCCCAGACGCUGCCAACCCCUGGCAGCUGAAGUCCUCAGCCGACUACCUGGCAGAGACCAAGGUGCGCCCGCUGGAGCGCCGCAAGUACGUGCUCAAGUCCUUGGACCAGAUUGAGACGGUGAAUGGCGGUGUGGCUGUGAGCCGGCUGGCCUUCCCAGACCAGGAGCUGCUGGCUGAGCACACCGACCUCAAGAGCAUGGUGGAGCUGAUCAAGCGCAUGCUGACGUGGGAGUCCCACGAGCGCAUCAGCCCCAGCGCGGCCCUGCGUCACCCCUUUGUGUCCAUGCAGCAGUUACGCAGUGCCCACGAAGCCACCCAUUACUACCAGAUGUCCCUGCGCAGCUGCCGCCUGUCACUGCAGAUGGACGGCAAGCCCUCUCUGCCCGUUGUGGUGGCUGCGGAAGACGGGCCCCCCUAUUACCGCCUGGCAGAGGAGGAGGAGGAAGCUGCGGGCGUGGGCCGUGCGGCGGGCAGCGGGCCCUUCCCAGAGGAGAAGGCUCCUUGCAUGCAGAGAGCCAUCGACCAGCUGGAUGACCUGAGCCUGCAGGAGGCCAGGCGAGGGCUGUGGAGUGACACCCGGACUGACAUGGUCUCCAACCUGCUGGCUCCACUCAAGGCAGCUGCCGCUGGCCACCGGGUCCCGGACUUGUGUCCAGAGCCCAUCUUGGCCAUUUAUGGCAGCCGCCUGGCUGCCCGCCACAAGUCUCGCAAGCCACCCGCGGGCUCCAAGUCUGACUCCAACUUCAGCAACCUCAUCCGCCUGAGUCAGGCCUCGCCGGAGGACGCGGGGCCCUGCCGGGGCGGCGGCUGGGAAAAAGGAGAAGGUCGGGGUGCCUCCACAGAGCCAUCUGCCGUCCUGCAGCGGGAGAGGGAUAGACCCAGCAUCAAAGACAGGGCCAUGGACACUGAGCGGUCAGGCCCUGAGCUCUUUGACCCCAGCGGCUGUCCUGGAGAGUGGCUGAGCAAGCCAGAAUGGACCCUGGAUGGAGUCCGGGGACCGCGGGCUCCGGGGCUCCCACCCCGGCAAUCCCACACACAUGGGCCACCUCGGGCCACCAGCUUUCUGCAGCAUGUUAGUGGGCACCACUGA